Microplitis mediator is the source of this 6229-nucleotide messenger RNA. RefSeq names its product regulatory-associated protein of mTOR (gene raptor). The transcript has 8 exons. The record is from RefSeq and is a predicted model, not a curated record. Gene Ontology annotation, molecular function: protein-macromolecule adaptor activity; protein binding. Gene Ontology annotation, cellular component: TORC1 complex; cytoplasm. Lineage: Eukaryota; Metazoa; Arthropoda; Insecta; Hymenoptera; Braconidae. Bases 366 to 4253 code for a protein of 1295 amino acids. Gene Ontology annotation, biological process: positive regulation of cell growth; cellular response to amino acid stimulus; cellular response to starvation.
UCUGUGAUGAUACUCCAAGAAUUACUAACACGAGUGAUGCAUAGUUUUGUUUGAUUGUUUAAAAAAAUCUAAAGUGUUUAAAAAAUAAUAAUAAAUAAUUCCAAAUGUUACGACGUCGCAAAAUAAAUUAUAAAUUUAUUCGCAGGACAAUGCGAAGGUGAGUUUUUUUUCGUGGGUGUGUUAUCUAUAUAUAUUUACAUAUAUAAUAGUGAUCCAGUUAAAAAAAAAAAUAAAUUGCUGCUGCUAAAUUACUGGUUAUGAUAAAUAAAUCACAUAUUUAUAAAUAAUGACAUGUUACUAUAAUUAAAUAAAUAAAUAAAUGAAUAAAUUCAAGUAAGUGCGCAAACAAUAAAAAAAAACCAACAAUGUCACUGGUUGCAAUAAAACAAUCACGUCAGGGUAAUGGACACGAUGAUGAUGAUGAUGAUAAUCAUGAUGUGGAACGUCGUGAAGAAAAAGAAGAUUGGAAAUUACCAAUUGCUUUUAAUAAACCCAGACAUACUGCGACUAUUGAGGGUAUCAAUUGUAUAACACAAUUUUGGAGAUUAAAAGAACGGAUGAAAACAGUGAGCGUAGCUCUGGUUCUCUGUUUAAAUGUGGGCGUUGAUCCUCCAGAUAUUGUCAAGACUCAGCCUUGUGCACGACUAGAGUGUUGGAUUGACCCGUUGUCAGUGAGUCCGCAAAAAGCAUUAGAAACAAUAGGAAGUAAUUUACAAAAACAAUACGAGCGAUGGCAGCCACGUGCUCGGUAUAAGCAGAGUCUAGAUCCGACAGUAGAAGAAGUCAAGAAAUUAUGCACGUCUUUGCGUAGAAAUGCCAAAGAAGAGCGAGUGUUGUUUCACUACAAUGGUCAUGGAGUACCAAAGCCAACAAGUAAUGGCGAAAUUUGGGUAUUCAAUCGAACGUAUACGCAGUACAUUCCAUUAUCUGUUUACGAUUUGCAAACUUGGAUGGGCGCACCGAGUAUUUAUGUAUAUGAUUGCUCCAAUGCUGGUAUUAUUGUUGAUUCAUUUCAACAGUUUGCUGAACAGCAUGAAAAAGAGUACGAGAUUGAAAAACAAAAUCGUGCUGCUGGUGUCACUGGUGUUCAAAUGCCAUCAUAUAAAAAUUGUAUCCAAUUAGCUGCCUGUGCGGCCAAUCAAAUAUUACCAAUGAAUCCGGAUUUGCCGGCUGAUGUUUUUACCUCUUGCUUGACUACGCCAAUAAAAAUAGCUUUGCGUUGGUUUGUUAUGCAGAAUACUUCUAAGUUAGUUCCUAAGAUUUCAUUGGACCUUAUUGAUAAAAUUCCUGGACAAUUGACUGAUCGACGAACUAUGCUUGGAGAAUUAAAUUGGAUAUUUACAGCAAUAACAGACACUAUCGCAUGGAAUACAUUACCACGUGAUUUAUUUCAACGUUUAUUUAGACAAGAUUUACUAGUAGCUAGUUUAUUCAGAAAUUUUUUACUUGCUGAACGAAUACUGCGUUCUUACGAUUGUACACCAGUGUCUUGCCCCAGACUACCGCCUACAUAUCAACAUCCAAUGUGGCAGGCAUGGGAUUUAGCACUUGAUUUAUGCUUAUCACAAUUGCCAUUAAUAUUAGAGUCCGCAGAUCAAUUUGUACAUUCGCCAUUCUUCGAGGAACAAUUAACAGCAUUUCAAGUAUGGUUAACACUCGGGUCUAAGAAUCGUGAUCCGCCUGAGCAGUUACCAAUUGUCUUACAAGUUUUAUUGAGUCAAGUUCAUCGACUUCGUGCUUUAGAACUGCUUGGAAAAUUUCUAGAUCUCGGUCCAUGGGCUGUCAAUUUAGCACUGAGCGUUGGAAUAUUUCCUUAUGUUUUAAAAUUAUUGCAGAGCAGUGCCAGAGAACUACGGCCACUUUUGGUAUUUAUUUGGGCUAAAAUUCUCGCAGUGGACAGCUCGUGUCAAGCUGAUUUGGUGCGCGAUGGUGGGCACAAGUACUUUUUGUCUGUAUUACAAGAUACGUCAAUGGCAAGUGAACAUCGUACUCUAGCUACAUUCGUGCUGGCUAGUAUUGUAAAUAAUUACCCACUUGGACAAGAAGCAGCUCUCCAAGGCAGUCUAGUGUCCAUUUGUCUUGAACAAUUAAACGAUUCAAAUCCUUUACUGAGACAGUGGCUUUGUCUUUGCCUCGGCAGAAUUUGGCACAAUUACGAGAAGGCCCGAUGGUGUGGAGUUCGCGAUACUGCUCAUGAAAAAUUAUCUAUUUUACUUCAAGAUCCGAUACCGGAAGUAAGAACCGCAAGUGUUUAUGCUCUCGGUACUUUUGUCAAUAGUGUUACUAAACGCAGUGAACAUGCGAAUAAUAUUGACCAGAUAAUAGCAAUGACACUUAUAAAUAAUGUCACUCACGACAUGUCGCCAUUAGUGAGAAAAGAAUUAGUCGUUGCAUUACAAUGGAUGGUACAACAUUUUGAAAACUCAUUUGUAACAUUGGCUGUUGCUGAAGAAAACUCACGCCGAGAUCUUGUGGUCGAAACAUUUUCACCGUUCAGCGGAAUGAGACGAAUUGGAUCAAGAGAUCGUUUAAAAAUGUUGCCGCCAAAUAAUUCACACUCAUCGGACACCGGGAUUGAAAGUUUGGGUUCUGAUCGGAUUAAAAGAGUCUCCUCAUCAUCGUCAAUCAGCAGUUUAGGAAAUAAUUGGGAAUUCGUAAGGAAGCCUUGCGAGUCUCUGGGUCACAGUUCACUGGGUAAUUUACCGAGUCUUUCAUACGGAAGUGUCUACAUGAAAUUAUGGCACGGACUCGCUGCUUUGGACAACGAUCCUCAUCCAGGUGUCGCGGGAAUGUCGCUAAAAGUAACGACUCACAUACGUAAUCAAGUAAAGGAUUCAUCAGCACCGAAAGAAGUUUCAGAAACUAAAAUAGCUUCAUCACUGUCACUUCCGCCAUCGCCGUCAAAUCGCACAAGUUACCUCAAUAAAGAUUCUCCACCUACGACAAACUCGACGUCUGAUUUAUUACGAUCGGGACGUGUACCUGUCUAUGGAAAUCGUAUUAGAAAACCAAUUCCGAAUACAAUAUCCGAGGAGACAGAUGAAAUAAUUGGCUUACGUAAGCCACUCACGAGCUCACAAUUUGUUGAAUGGAGCUGCGCUCAAUUUGCUCAGCCAGUGAGUUUUGACAGCGUGACAGAAUCAACAAGUGAUAUGGAGAGCCGAGCGCACUAUGAACGUGAAUGGAGAUAUUUACGUAACUCAAGACAGCGACGUGACGCGCGUGAAGAGUAUCAGAAAACACACGCAUCGAGAAUUGAAUCCCAGAUAUUUCACAGUCGUUGUCCACAACAGCCUGACGCUGUCAUGCUUCAUCCAUUCGAUUCGCACGUGGUCGUGGCAUGUAAAGACAGUUUUGGAAUAUGGGAUUGGCAUUCGGGUACUAAGUUGACUUAUCACACGUCUCGAAAUAGCAAGACGUCUGCUAAAAUUACCUCACUGGAGUUUAUCAACUCCCACGACGUUUCAUUUUUGAUGACCGGGUCAGACGAUGGCGCGGUGCGAGUCUGGAAAAAUUAUUGCAACUUGUUGGGCCGCGAGCCCACGUUACUGACCGCUUGGCAAGCGUUAGCAGACGUUCAACCGGCAACGAAAGCUUCUGUGGCUUCUGCAGGUCUGGUCACUAGUUGGGAGCAACGAUCUUUGACGUUAGCAGCCUCCGGAGAUGUAAGAGUUGUCAGACUUUGGGAUGCCGAAACGGAAUUGAAGAAACAGGACUUGCCUACCGGUGCUGACUGUUGCGUCACGUGUUUAGAUACCGACGGAACAGGUUCAAUGAUGGUCCUUGGCUGUGGCGACGGUUCAGUCCGGCUGUUUGAUCGCCGAUUACCACCCGCUGAAGCGAGAAUAAUGACCUGGCGUGAACACAAUGCCUGGGUUCUUGGUGCUUAUUUACUUAAAUCCAACGGCUUACAGACAGACCGUUUGAUCACUGGUUCAUCCAGUGGCGACGUUAGAAUAUUUGAUCUCAGAAAAAAUUCAUCUAUAAACGUCAUACAGACUACUCAAGGUCUCACAGCAUUUACUGUUCAUCCAGUUGCUAAUCUUUUUGCUUGUGGAUCUAUGCAUCACUGCAUCAGUAUAUACAAUACAACGACAAACCAUCUCGUGAAUACAAUAAAAUUCCACGAAGGAUUUAUGAGUACACGUAUAAGUCCUGUGAGCUGCUUAAAUUUCCAUCCGUACCGGGUGAUCCUUGCUGCUGGAUGUAUUGACAAUUCUAUAACUGCUUAUGCCGCUGAACCUCGUAGAUGACUGUCGGAGAUUGAAUCCACUCACAGCGCGUACGUUCUUUAAUACCAAAAAAAAAAAAAUAAUAAAUUAAAACAGUAAUGGAUUAUAAAAAAAAAGUAACUUAAAAAAUUCAAAUUUUUUUUCACUCACCCUAGUAUUGCGUAAUUUAUGAUUAGCGGAAACAAACACAAGUACUGCGCUGAUAAUCGAAUUAGUAAACAAUGAUUGUACAUAAUUGAUAAAAUAUAAAAAAAAAUAAUAAUAAUAAUAAUGAUAAUUUUCAUAGAUGCUGUUGCCCACACAAAAAUAUUGACAUAUACAUAUAUAAAUACAUAUUCUAUAUAUAUAUUUAUAAAUAAAAUGUAAAUAGUUUCACGCAUUAGUAUUUUAACACGAUAAAACAAUGGCUUUAUACAAAAUGCUUUAUUUUUUUGCAUAAAAAAUAAAAAAAAAAAAAAAAUGAAAAUGUAAAGGUAGAAAAAUAAUAAUUUAUGCAAACUUAACAUUAUUAAAUAUAGUUGUUAUAAAUUCAUACGAAAUUGAAUCCACUUUUUUUUUUGUUGAUAAAAAUAAUAAUAUUUAAAAAUAAAACUUAAGCAAUUCAGUAAACCGACGUUAAGUUGUUAAGUGUCUUUGGUCGCUUUCUCCUGCAUGACACAACAAUAAGAAUUUGUUAUUAAAAAAAAAGAAAAAAAUCAUUACCGAAGGGCGGAAACAAACGUACGAUGAAUGUAAUGCAGACGACGAUGAAUCAUACGUCUUAAGCCGCCUAUGUACAUAUAACAUGUCUAAUUACAUUAAUUAAUAAAAAUUUAUCAUGCCGAUCGCUAUCUGUAAAUUUAUUUGUUAUUUUUUUUUACAAAAUAUAAUUAUACAUUUUUUUUAAUACACAAAAAACGUUCGUUUAAUUUUGUUUUUUUUUUCUAGUUUAAUAAGCGAAAACUUUUAAUGAUUACGUCCUGUCGUAUACUUUUUUUCGUAAUUAUUUUUAUUUAGAUGUGAUGUGUAACGAAUGAAUGGUUUUUUUUAAGUCUCAUCUCUGAAGACACCCCAAGGUUUGAGACAAGACUCGAGUUUUUGAUGAUAUCUAAACAAACUCGAGUUAUUUCUUCAGUAUUUGAGAUAAUAAUCCCAUAAAAUGAAAAUAUUAAAAAAUAAAUAAUCGUCUGGGAUAAAGAUUCAAGACCAAGACUCUCCCUAGUGACUUAAAGUUUUGUUUAAACGAGACGAAACGAUCAUAAGCAUCAAGCAAUUGAGAGCCAACAUCGCGUGCGCAUAAUCAUUAGCAUCGCAAAUUUUUCUUGCCUCGCCUUUGGCUAUUCAUUUAUAAUCAACCCUUUAUCAAAAAUAAAAAACUUUACCGCGUAUAAAAAAAAACAAAAUAAAAGAAGUAAAAGAAAGAAUAACAAUCUUUGGCCGUACGUACAAUCAAUUGAAUUAACAAUCAAUCAAAAUCUUGGAUUGAAAAAAAAAAAAAGACAUUAAAAAUUCCCGAGUUUAGAGUGGGAUAAAAAUGAAAAAUAGCAAACGUCAGUAAAAAAAAUUUGUAUACAUGAAUAGAUUUAUUUUUUUCUAUCAAAAGGGAAAGACCAAGCAGCUGUCUGCUAUUAUUAUUGUAUUAUAAAUCUACGAGUGUGAAAACGAAUUUAGUUUUAAAGUUUUACUCUCGUACUACGAUGAAGGAAGAAAAACGACACGCGGAUGAACGACAUCGUAUAUACAUUAAUGUAGAUAUAUGUGUAUAUAUGUAUGCUUUGUAGCGAUAUAUAUAUAGUUGAAUAUAAGCAGUAUAAAGUGAUGAAGAUGGUGGGGAUCUAGAAGUACAACAGCGAUAGAUACUUGGAGCUCCCGCCAGUCUACCAGACAAUCUCGUUGGUAGUUGAUGGUGCGUGAUAGUGUUGUUGGCCUCUUCUAGCUAGUGCCAAGUUAAAUAAAAUAGAGUUUGGAGCAGCAGUUUUUCAAGGCAGUAAUCUAUAAAAAAAACAUCUCCCUUGUAA